This is a messenger RNA of Nestor notabilis (Kea), 236 nucleotides long. It is a transcript of the gene NDUFA11, whose product is annotated as NADH dehydrogenase (ubiquinone) 1 alpha subcomplex, 11, 14.7kDa. The annotation marks the transcript as partial. The record is from RefSeq and is a predicted model, not a curated record. NCBI's taxonomy places the organism in Eukaryota, Metazoa, Chordata, Aves, Psittaciformes, Psittacidae. The transcript is spliced from 2 exons. Gene Ontology annotation, biological process: mitochondrial respiratory chain complex I assembly.
CUACACUCGGGGCUGUGUUCGGGGUGACGACCUGCCUCACUGCCGAGAUCCGGGAGAAGCCAGAUGAUCCCUUGAACUACUUCAUAGGAGGCUGCGCCUCCGGAGCUGUCGUCGGGGCGAAAACUCACAAUUACUUCACCGGUACCAUGUGCUGUUUGGGGUUUGGGAUCACUGCUGCCCUCAUGAAGAUUGGUAACAAGGAGGGCUGGAGGCUGGCGGGACCUCCCAAGCUGUGA